AUGGCACCAGACAUGGCUGGGACUUUACCUCGCUCCUUUUGGACACAUAUCGUCCCUCAGGUACUUCAUCAAGAACCCGCCGUCCGCCACGCUGCCCUAGCCAUGAGUGCAUUAUAUGAGAAGUAUCGAGGGAAGCGCGAGAUAUCCAAUGCGGACAAAAGAUAUGCAAUCCACCAUUAUAAUGCAGCAUUGCAGCAGAUUGCCCUUUCCAAACCAGAGAAUCUGGACGUGGUCGUCAUCGCCUGCAUGCAGUUUAUAUGCAUCGAGUUCCUGCGCGGCAACCCCAGCGGCGCCAUGGUGCACUACCAGUACGGCAAAGCCCUCCUCCUCACCUACAAUGCCAGUGCAGCCCUGCUGGACAUCUUCCGCCGGCUCAACUUUUUCAUCUUCUUCUUCUCGAAUUUCGCCGGCACCGCACAAACGGACUACCACUGCCCACCUCCUUCCGGGCCUUUCGAAACAAUCGACCAAGCGCAAGAAGCCCUCGGCUGGCUCACAUAUCGCACAAUGAAACUCGCAGCCGGCAUAAUCAUGAACCCGAAGAAAGUAUACAACCCCGAAUACGCCCCGGCCAUCUUCUCGCAGUGCGAAGCAUUGAACCAAGACUUUGAAGACUGGUCUAAAGCGGUUGCCCGCUUAAAGCGCCGACACCCACUUGACGUCCAAAUGGACGCGUACAAGCUCCUUGAGGCAAGGUGGCUCGUCUGCAAGAUAUGGGCACGGGGCAAUACAUCCCCCGAUGCCUUGAAGUCCGAGAAGGAAUUCCGGCGUAUUGUUGAAAUAGCGUGUAAUGUUGCAGGCGGGCGAGAUAAACCGGAGAAGUCACCCUUCGGGUUCCCUGCCCUACUGUACUUUGUGCUCAUGCAUAGUAGGACACUGGAGCUGCGCCUUGUUGCGUUGAACAUUUUCAAAGAGAAGUGCCUUUCGGAAUCGAUGCUGUGGGAUUCCGAAAUGAUCUAUCAGUCGGCUAAGAAGGCCAUUGAAGAAGAUCAUAAUAUUGCGCUAGACCGAGAGUUAGACCGGAGAAUGGAUGGAGGUGGGCCGGUCCUCGAUGAAAAGCCAGGUCAGAUAUACGCGCCCACCCAGUCAUUAUGUUCGUGGGUUCUUGUCGUAAUGGAUGCCUGCGCUGAUAUGCGGCAGCCGAAAAAGAUUACGAACUGA
Molecule: messenger RNA, 1161 nt
Organism: Penicillium chermesinum
Lineage: Eukaryota; Fungi; Ascomycota; Eurotiomycetes; Eurotiales; Aspergillaceae
Exons: 1
Coding region: 1-1161 (386 amino acids)
Source: RefSeq, a predicted model, not a curated record